This is a messenger RNA of Lentinula edodes (shiitake mushroom), 2084 nucleotides long. RefSeq lists its product as uncharacterized. Lineage: Eukaryota; Fungi; Basidiomycota; Agaricomycetes; Agaricales; Omphalotaceae. The transcript has 2 exons. The coding region runs from base 390 to 1892 and encodes 500 amino acids. The record is from RefSeq and is a predicted model, not a curated record.
UGAUAAGAUAAGGCUGGUGCGGGAUGAUCAAUAAUAAUAUUUCCGCCCCUUCUCUAACAACAACUGUCACCCUCAAAUUUUACCCGCCACGUCGACCUGCUGCGAAAGGCAUCUAUACCUUCCUUCUAUAUCUACCUUCACUCUUUCCUGCUCCUGUUUUUUUUGGUGAUUUGUGAUUAUAAGAACAAAAGAAAAGAGAAUUGGACUUUAAAGAUCCAAGCUCUAUCUAUCCUUGCGCGCCAGCAUAUCCUGAAACCGGCAUAUGGGCUAGUCCAGCUCCAUCUACUCAUACUAUCAAUUGGAAAUCAUCUUUACGGCAGACAUCGAAGCCCUAAUCCGAUUCCUAGCUGCUGAACAUACAAUUGCAUUUCAAUAUUACCUUUGCCAAUAUGUCUUCUCCCACUGCGGAGGACCAAACAAGUCAGCAGUGCGCCGCUACUUCAAACCCAACAGAGACAGUUAGUCGCGACAGUACGGGAAGUAAUCAGAGUGGUGGCAGUAUAUCUAACAGCGGCGAGAGCUCUACGAAGGCAACAAUAGCUACCGCACCCGGAGCUCCGUCUAUCCACACUGCUUCUUCCUCUAAGCAUCUAGAUCCCAGUCCAGCUUUGCCCCUCGUCAAUCCCCGCAAACAGAAAUCCACAGGCAUACUCAAUCUCCGCCGCUCGCCCAGUGCCACCCGACAACGUUCUGGAUCCUUCUCAGGCAACAUCCCAAAACCGGAUUCAAUACCACCUCUUCCACUGAAGAAGGAACCUGAACAACCUCCGAAAUCUAUUCUUACCCCAUCUUCAUCCUCUUCCUCAUUAUCUCAUUCAACUUCAACUUCACUAUCUUCUGCACUUUCGCGCUCUCCCUCCAUCCAGUUCGCUCCUUUACCCCAGCUUGCGCCCAGAAAGCGCAAAUCUUCAGUUCCUCUAGGGAUUGCUGCAAGGAGCGCAAUGAUGCAGCGUCGGAGGCAAGUCAUGUAUGGCACUUCGGCUGCCGCUACCUUUGAAACCCCCCAAGACGCUGCCGAUAGCAAGCCUGCUGUAGAGGGAGGUGGGAUGUGGACGCCUUCAGAGGCGGAAGCGCAUCUGGCGCGUCAAAUGCGCGCGAAGGAGAAGGAGAGGGAAAGGCUACUGAAAAAGCAGGAUAAGGAGAUGGCGAAAGAAGCUGCUAAAUCAGCACUCAAGGAUAGGCACGGGCACGAUGACGAGGUGGAGAAUGACGACCCGUUAGUGGCGUUUGGAAGAUUGGUGAAAGGUGCAUGGAGGAAGGUUGGGAAGAAGGAUUCGAAAAGCAGGGGGAACAGGAAGGCGGAUUUGCAGACAAGAACUCAAUCUGAUUUUGAAGUAAAUUCGACCGCUACCACGAAGAAUCCGCAGGAACCUCUUCCACCCGCUGAUCCAAUAGAAUUGUCGGACCACAUUGAAGUGAACAAAGCUGAUAUGGUGAAUAAUGGCGGUUUGGUCGAGUACGACUCCGACACACCUACGGAAGAAGAUGAUCACAACAACGACGACGAUGUAGAUGAUUUCGAUGCCAAUAUUGACUCGAACGAAGUAGACGUCUCAAUGAUUGUUCCACUUAGAACAGGUUCCCCUCCGCCUUUACAUGUUCCGUCGACAUCACAUUCUCAUUCUGAGACAUCUUCCAUCGCCGAAUCCAAUGAUUCUGCCGGUUCGGACUCGACUAUGACUUCUCCGCCAGCCACAAAUCCGCCUUCGCCAAACACUCUUAUAGCGAAUACACAUACGAGAACAUCUUCUGAUCCUUCGACAUUGGAACGAACGCCAUCCAAGAAUCCAGAAGAUCUUGUCGCUACUAGUACGGUGAAGCGCUCGGAACGAUCUGCGCAUAGAUUGCCCUCGUUGGAGUUGACGCCUCUUUCUCCAUUUCUUGUUACUUGAGAACGAAACUGAUCCUUAUUCUUCACGUUUCAAUGAACUCGUUGCUGAAAUUUUAUCCAGGGUAUUUCUUUUCUUUGUUUGUUGGGAUUUACAUAGGCAGGGAAUCUACACAUGUUACAUCGCACCAUCAUACUACCCUACCACUCACCAUACUACACAAGUCUAGAUCACUAUGUUGCUUUUCUAUCAUCU